Messenger RNA from Camelina sativa (false flax), 375 nucleotides. RefSeq lists its product as uncharacterized. NCBI's taxonomy places the organism in Eukaryota, Viridiplantae, Streptophyta, Magnoliopsida, Brassicales, Brassicaceae. The record is from RefSeq and is a predicted model, not a curated record.
UAAUCUUCUAUCUAAAUCAAAAGAAAAAAACUUAAAAAGAUGGAGAUGACGAAAAAGAGUAUGAUGAUGAUAGUGAUCGUGAUGGUGAUGGCCUCCAUAACCAUAAGAGAAGGAGAAGCAGUAAGAUUAAGAUGGACAUGCAAACAAAUGUGCAUCGACCAAUGUGGUGGCCGCAUCACUGUCCCUGAAUCACCUUGUCUCCGUAAAUGUCUCCACGAGAAGUGUGGCUCUCCACCUCAUUUGCCGGUGAAGACUGUAGGAAUGAGAAACAUUAGAGGGUAGAUCGGCAAAUGUUCUAAUGUAUUAGUAUUUUAAUGUUGUGUAUGAAAAAAAUCCACCAAUAAUUAAGAUUAAUGAAAAGUCCCUUUCUUUAGA